AUGUUUAAACAUGCUGAACCCAGCCUGGGCUAUGUCGCCUCGGCUCGCUUUGCUCGCUACCGAGAUGGAUCAAUCUCAGCCAAAUCGGUGGAUGCGAGUGGCACAGCCACUGGCGAGGAUAGCUAUGUUGCGGCUGCUUGUCGUGAGAAUAAAAUGACCAAACCUUCACGGGGGUACAAAGAGAUCACCGUUAUACAAAACCAGCAAUGCACGUCAGUUCGGAUGGAAGAGCCAAAAAGCAGCAUCGACUCCCAUAUCAUGCGAUCGAUGAGUGAAAUGAGUGGUAUUGGAAACUCAUCACCUGCGUUAUUCCAGCCCAAGCGGGAAUACCAAGGCACGAACAAACCGUUGGUAAGCAAGAUGGAUGAUCUACCUCAGGUCCGGGAUAGAUUCCUUGGACAGGUAUGCAUAUCCUUCCCUGUAUUGGACAUUGAGAGCGUCACGAUUCGCUCUCGGCUAGUUCUGCCGCAAGCCGGACUGGGCGGUUACCAGACUCCGCCGAGAUGGAGGUAUGCGUUGGAUGUACACGAACAGGCAAGACAUCCGAAUGGUCCAAAUGGUGAUGAUUUGUACAACAGCUACCAAUGA
Molecule: messenger RNA, 588 nt
Organism: Pyricularia pennisetigena
Lineage: Eukaryota; Fungi; Ascomycota; Sordariomycetes; Magnaporthales; Pyriculariaceae
Exons: 6
Coding region: 1-588 (195 amino acids)
Source: RefSeq, a predicted model, not a curated record